This is a messenger RNA of Musa acuminata AAA Group (dessert banana), 977 nucleotides long. RefSeq lists its product as uncharacterized. The record is from RefSeq and is a predicted model, not a curated record. Gene Ontology annotation, biological process: intracellular protein transport; protein localization to Golgi membrane; vesicle-mediated transport. Gene Ontology annotation, molecular function: GTP binding; GTPase activity. Gene Ontology annotation, cellular component: trans-Golgi network; cytoplasm. Bases 180 to 731 code for a protein of 183 amino acids. NCBI's taxonomy places the organism in Eukaryota, Viridiplantae, Streptophyta, Magnoliopsida, Zingiberales, Musaceae. The transcript has 3 exons.
CUCUCUCUCUCUCUAUAUAUAUAUAUAUAUAUAUAUAUGUAUCCUUCGACAAAUUAGGGAAGGACGGAAGGAAGCUCCCGGAUCUCAUCUCUACCAUCGGAAGUCUCGGAAAUCCUUCGGAUCCUAUAUAUCGUCAUCGCCAGAUUGGAGUGCGGAGCCAUUGGAUCGGGAGGGGGAAGAUGGGGGCGCUGUUGUCGAGGUUCUGGUUCAUGUUGUUCCCCGCGAAGGAGUACAAGAUCGUGGUUGUCGGAUUGGAUAACGCCGGGAAGACAACGACGCUGUACAAAUUGCACCUGGGGGAGGUCGUGAACACGAGCCCUACCAUAGGUAGCAAUGUGGAGGAGGUCGUCUACAAGAACAUACGGUUUGAGGUCUGGGAUCUAGGGGGACAAGAAAGGCUGAGAACCUCAUGGGCAACUUAUUAUCGGGGAGCUCAUGCUGUUAUUGCUGUGAUAGACAGUACUGACCGAGCUCGGAUCAGUAUCAUUAAGGAUGAACUCUUCAGGCUGCUUCAACAUGCGGACCUCGAGCACACUGUGGUGCUUGUGUUUGCCAACAAACAGGAUCUCAAGGAUGCCAUGUCACCUGCCGAGAUAACUGAAGCCCUCUCCCUCCAUAGCAUCAAGAACCAUGACUGGCACAUCCAGGCCUGUUGCGCCCUCACAGGCGAGGGAUUGUAUGAUGGCUUGGGAUGGAUAGCUGAGCGAGUUGCUGGCAAGCCAACAACCUGAAGCAAACCCUUGUCAGGCAUCAUCUUUGUACUGAUAUCGGAGCAGUCUCUGUUUAAGGUUUUGGAAUACUGUUUUCUGCUGUAUACUAUAUCAACUUAUGUCCAUUCUGCUGGCAAACACAACAUACUGUUAAUAUUUAGAGAAGUUUGGAGAAGAAUUUGUAUUCUUUCCAAAUUCUCCCAUAUGUUGCAAACCGAAGUUACAACUGUUUAAGAUUGAAUCGGUGGGAUGGUCGCCGAUGUCUAA